Cajanus cajan (pigeon pea) is the source of this 1415-nucleotide messenger RNA. RefSeq names its product chalcone synthase 2. Gene Ontology annotation, biological process: polyketide biosynthetic process. Gene Ontology annotation, molecular function: acyltransferase activity, transferring groups other than amino-acyl groups. NCBI's taxonomy places the organism in Eukaryota, Viridiplantae, Streptophyta, Magnoliopsida, Fabales, Fabaceae. The record is from RefSeq and is a predicted model, not a curated record.
UCCUUGUUGAUGUUUUAGGUGAUCAACCUCUCCCAACGAAAUGGCAUAUUUGGAGGAAAUACGUGAGAAACAAAGAGCUCGUGGCCCAGCCACCAUCUUAGCCAUUGGCACUGCAACUCCAGCCAACAGCAUUUAUCAAUCUGACUUUACCGAUUAUUACUUUCGAGUGACCAAGAGUGAACACAUGACUGAACUCAAGUCCAAGUUGAAUCGCAUAUGUGAGAAGUCGAUGAUAAAGAAACGUUACAUACAUCUCACUGAAGAAAUGCUGAAAGAAAAUCCAACCAUAAGCACAUACAAGGAGUCAUCCUUAGAUGUUCGCCAAGACAUACUAGUGGAGGAGGUCCCUAAGCUUGGUGAGAAGGCAGCAUCAAAAGCCAUCAAGGAAUGGGGCAGACCCAAAUCAGAUAUCACUCAUCUCAUAUUUUGCUCCACCUCGGGUGUAGACAUGCCUGGUGCGGACUAUCAACUUGUCAAGCUUUUAGGCCUCAAUCCAUCCACCAAAAGGUUCAUGUUAUACCAUCAAGGUUGCUUUGCUGGUGGCACUGUCCUUCGUCUCGCUAAAGACCUUGCUGAGAACAAUGUUGGAGCACGUAUUCUCGUGGUAUGUUCUGAGAUCACAGUUGUCACAUUUCGUGGGCCCUGUGAAACACACUUGGACUCAUUGGUUGGACAAGCUCUCUUUGGUGAUGGUGCUUCAUCUGUGAUCGUUGGAUCCAACGCUGACAUAACCAUCGAACGACCACUAUAUCACCUUGUCUCAGCGUCAGAGACAAUUCUACCCAAUUCUGUGGGUGCAAUUGAGGGACACUUGCGUGAGGUGGGACUCACCUUCCAUCUUAAAGACAAUGUUCCUCAUUUGAUUGGAGAGAACAUAGAGAAAAGCCUUGAAGAAACUUUUCACCCUCUUGGGAUCAGAGACUGGAACUCUUUGUUUUGGGUAACACACCCUGGUGGCCCUGCAAUCUUGAAGCAAAUAGAGGAAAAACUUGGGUUGAAGGCUGAUAAACUGAGAGCAACUAAACAAGUUCUAAGUGAGUACGGGAACAUGUCGAGUGCAUGUGUCCUGUUUAUAUUGGAUGAGAUGAGAAGGUGGUCCAUGAAGGAAGGGAAAUCCACGACUGGUGAAGGACUGAAGUGGGGUGUUUUAUAUGGGUUUGGCCCUGGCUUAACAAUGGAGACUAUUGCUUUGCAUAGUGCCACCAUCGAUCCAAGCCAUUAUUAGUUGCCAUAAUAGUAUGAAGAUAUAUAUAUUAUUGGAAAAUACAAUAUUUUAAUAUAAUGAAUAAUUGGUCAAUAGACUAAAGUAUUAAAAUACAUAAUUAAGUUGUUUAUUGUUGUGUUUUAUGUUUAAGAUCAACGAUGUUAAGGUCUAGUUUUCAGUAGUUAUGUAUAAAACAUGUUUCUGAGCUUGU